Molecule: messenger RNA, 219 nt
Organism: Hirsutella rhossiliensis
Lineage: Eukaryota; Fungi; Ascomycota; Sordariomycetes; Hypocreales; Ophiocordycipitaceae
Exons: 3
Coding region: 1-219 (72 amino acids)
Source: RefSeq, a predicted model, not a curated record
AUGGCCGACGAAUUCAAGACCACUGACGAUAGCUACGUCUCCCGCCAAGGCCAAAAGUCGGAGAUUCCAGUCCAGGCGGAUGACGCAAAGGUCGAGGAUCCCAUCGACGGCAACACGGCCGACUCGGAUGCGCAAUUGGCGCGCGACGAUGCAGACGCCAUUGACAAGAGCAACAUCAUGAAAGACCCGAGGGUUAUUGCCAAGAAGCGGUAUAUGUAG